This is a messenger RNA of Anguilla anguilla (European eel), 2579 nucleotides long. Its product is annotated as UDP-glucose 6-dehydrogenase-like. The record is from RefSeq and is a predicted model, not a curated record. Gene Ontology annotation, cellular component: nucleus; cytosol. Gene Ontology annotation, biological process: glycosaminoglycan biosynthetic process. Gene Ontology annotation, molecular function: UDP-glucose 6-dehydrogenase activity; NAD binding. The coding region runs from base 288 to 1775 and encodes 495 amino acids. The transcript has 12 exons. Lineage: Eukaryota; Metazoa; Chordata; Actinopteri; Anguilliformes; Anguillidae.
CCUCUGCCGGUGCUCACUGCCCGGCUAAAGAAAAGACGACUCGUCAACUGCAGAGCUUCCAAUUUUUUAUGCAGUCGGCUGUCCUUAGUUAACGUUACACCAAUAUCGGAGUCGCGUUAAACCUGUAUGUGGAGUUACUACACAAGCGUAAAUUUAAAGGGCUAACGUAGUCUGAUUUAGCCACAGUUUGUUUAGGUAGACUAAAUACUUAUUGCAUCCGCAAGCUACGUAGAUCUAAAGAAGGACGGUUUUACUUGGCAUCGGCAGACAGAAACAGUUGACGGAAGAUGGUGCAGGUGAAGAGGAUAUGCUGCAUUGGGGCGGGGUACGUGGGCGGCCCCACCUGCAGUGUCAUCGCCCAGAUGUGCCCCGAUGUGACGGUGACCGUGGUGGACGUGAACGAGGACCGCAUCCGGGCCUGGAACUCGGACAGCCUGCCCAUCUUUGAGCCGGGUCUGCAGGAAGUGGUGGAGUCGUGUCGCGGGGUCAACCUGUUCUUCUCCACGGACAUCGACACGGCCGUCAUGGAUGCUGACCUGGUCUUCAUCUCGGUGAACACGCCCACCAAGACGUUCGGGAUCGGGAAGGGCCGGGCGGCGGACCUGAAGUACAUCGAGGCGUGCGCACGGCGCAUCGCGGACGUCUCCGGCGGCUGCAAGAUCGUGGUGGAGAAGAGCACGGUGCCGGUGCGCGCCGCCGAGAGCAUCCGCCGCAUCUUCAACGCCAACACCAAGAGCAGCCUCAGCUUCCAGGUGCUCUCGAACCCGGAGUUCCUGGCGGAGGGCACGGCCAUCGCGGACCUGAAGAACCCGGACAGGGUGCUGAUCGGCGGGGACGAGACGCCCGAGGGGCAGCGGGCGAUCGAGGCGCUGCGGGCCGUCUACGAGCGCUGGGUCCCCGCGGGCAAGAUCAUCACCACCAACACCUGGUCCUCCGAGCUCUCCAAACUGGCAGCCAAUGCCUUCCUGGCCCAGCGCAUUAGCAGCAUUAACUCCAUCAGCGCCCUCUGUGAGGUCACGGGGGCGGACGUGGAGGAGGUGGCCCACGCCAUUGGCACCGACCAGCGAAUCGGCAGCCGGUUCCUCAAAGCCAGCGUGGGGUUCGGGGGCAGCUGCUUCCAGAAGGACGUGCUGAACCUGGUGUACCUGUGCGAGGCCCUGAACUUGCCGGAGGUGGCGAGAUACUGGCAGCAGGUGAUCGAAAUCAACGACUACCAGCGCCGGCGGUUCUCCUCCCGGAUCAUCGGCUGCCUCUUCAACACGGUGACGGACAAGAAGAUCGCCCUGCUGGGGUUCGCCUUCAAGAAGAACACGGGGGACACCAGGGAGUCGUCCAGCAUCUACAUCAGCGGGUACCUGAUGGACGAGGGCGCCCGGCUCCACAUCUACGACCCCAAAGUGAGGAGGGAGCAGAUCGUGCAGGACCUGUCCCAGCCCACGCUGACCCACGGAGACGACCCCUCCAGAGUGUCGCGUCUCGUCACCGUGUCCACGGACCCCUACGACGCCUGCCAGGACGCCCACGCCAUCGUCAUCUGCACCGAGUGGGACAUGUUUAAGGAACUGGACUACGAACGCAUCUACAAGGCCAUGUUGAAGCCGGCCUUCAUCUUCGAUGGCAGAAGGAUUCUGGACGACCUGCACGACCAGCUUCAGCACAUCGGCUUCCAGGUAGAGACCAUCGGCAAGAGAGUGAGCCAGAGAAGUGCCUUUGCAGCAAACAACGACGUCUCCAAACCCGACCACCUGCCCCCGUCCAAGAAGGCCAAAGUGUGAGGCCUUUUCUUCAGGAAGGAUCGUCUUUACUGUGACGGACACUGGCUUUCAUUUUACUGUUUUUACUGGGGAACAAACAGUCAUUUUAUACUCAGUGUUAUUUAAAAAUGGAUGUGUAACUUUUGCCAUUUAAAGCAGUCCAUCUUCAGCUUGUCUCCGAUUGGCUGUGUGGACACUUUCUGAUUGGCUCUCUGUCUCUGUCUGGUCUGUUUUAUCAUGCAGAUGACAGCUUACUGUCACUAGCGGAGGAGUGGGGGAAAUGUUAUAAAAACACUACAUGCAUUUACUUUUCCCCCUGUUUGGUUUUUAUUAUUCUUUGUUUUUUUCCCCCCUCUCAUUUAUUAAUUCCUGCUCGUUUUGGUAUACAGCUAUAUUUAUACCUUAUAUAUGGUUAUUUGGUGAAUUCUUCAUGGACAGUAUCAUUCUCAUCUUUGUAUAUUUCGUUCUGUUUUCAGUUUUUGUGGAACGUCCUCUAUAUCCACAUUGGGAUUUUCUGAAGUGGUGUGGAUUUUCUAAUUCUCUGUUUUCUGAAUGUACAUGUUCACUUUAUCCUUACGUUCGAUAUGGUGAAUAUUUACUAUAAUGUGCUGUAUUCCACGGCCUGGAGAUCAAAGCGUGGUAUUUGUAAUGUUAUCAUAUAUGUGUGUUUUUUCUGAAACUGUGAAAGAACCUGUAUAGUACUUAAAGCAAACAUAUGAAUAUAUAUGUAUAUGUAUGUGUAUAUAUAUGUAUACAUAUAUGUAUGUGUGUAUAUAUAUUUUUUAUUUACUACUAUGUACUAUAAAGCAACUUCAGUCCCUUUCA